AUGAUCAAAACAGAAAUGAUUGAUUCAACAAAAUACCUUCCAAAAGAUAUUAUGAGAGAUAUUUUGGGAGUCAUUCCGUAUAAUUAUCGUUAUGCAAAGUCGUUUUUGUUUCUGGCGAAAUUAAUUUCUGAUGAUUAUCAUGUUUCAGAGAUCAGCAAUAUUCCAUUUAUAUCUAACUAUCUGUUUAAUAAAGAAUAUAAGAUUAAAUUAGAUAAGUCUCAAUAUUUCAAGGAUAAUAUUUCAGACAAUCUGAAUAUUCUUACAGAAAAUACUAUUUACAGAGCAAUUAUUCAUAAUGACUUAGAAGUAUUCAUCACAUUCACUGAAAGAGAAGGAUUUGAUAAAGACCAACAACUUAAAAGCAGUUUUUAUCCAAAUUUUAAUGGAAAAUAUUCGUUACUUGAAUUAUGUUGUUACCAUGGAGCUGUUGAUUGUUUCAAAUUAUUAAUAUCAAAAUUCAGCUCAGAAAUAACAUAUCAAUGUCUUGAAUUUUCAUUUUUAGGAGGAAAUCCAGACAAAAUGAGCGAAUGUUUGAAAUAUUAUAAACCAAAUUGGUACUGCAUGAAAUAUGCAAUUAUUUCACACAACAUUGAUUUUGUUACAUUCUUGAUGAAUGAAUACAAUAUUCAAAUCGAUUUAUGUGCUUGUGCAGAUUAUAAUAAUCUUGAUUCUUUUUUAGCUUAUUUCGAUCAGACAAAUGAUGUUAACAACUGCUUUUUUUAUUCAACAAAGUUUAAUAUACCAUCUCUUUGCGAAUAUUUCCUUUCACUUGGAGUAGAUAUAAAUACAAAAGUGAGAUACAACGAGAUAGCUCUUCAUUAUGCAGCAGAAAACAAUCGUAAUGAAAUAGCCGAAUUUCUUAUUUCACAUGGUGCAAAUAUCAAUGAUAGAGAUGCAAACCAAAAAACCCCUCUUUAUGUUGCGGUAUUAUAUAAUAGUAAAGAAACAGCUGAACUCCUUCUUUCACACGGUGCAAACAUCAAUGAAAAAGAUAAUAUUGGACAAACAGCUCUACAUGUUACAGCAAAUUAUAAUAUUAAAUUAACCGAGCUUCUUAUUUCAUAUGGUGCAAACAUCAAUGAAAAAGAUAGAUCUGGAAAAACAGCUCUUUAUGUUGCAGCAGAUUUUAAUCGUAUAGAAAUAGCUGAAUUCCUUCUUUCACAUGGCGCAGAUGUAAAUAUAAAAGAUGAAGAUGGACAAACCGCUCUUCAUGUUGCAGCAAGUAAAAGUGAUAAAAUGACAGAGCUUCUUAUUUCAUAUGGUGCAAAUAUCAAUGAAAAAGAUAAAUCCGGAAGAACAGCUCUUCAUAUUGCAGCAGAAAAUAAUCGUAUAGAAAUAGCUGAAUUUCUUCUUUCACAUGAUGCAAAUAUCAAUGAUCAAGAUGAAGCUGGACAAACUUGUCUUCAUCACGCAGCAUGUAAUGAUAGUAAAGAAACGGCUGAACUCCUUCUUACACACGGUGUAAACAUCAAUGAAAAAGAUAAAUUUGGAAAAACCGCUCUUUUUGUUGCAGCAGAAAAUGCUAGUAGAGAAAUAUUCUUACUUCUUAUUGCACAUAGUCCAAAAAUCAACAAAAAAGAUGAAUGCAGGAAAAAACACUGUUCACAUUGCAGCAUAUAG
Trichomonas vaginalis G3 is the source of this 1620-nucleotide messenger RNA. RefSeq names its product ankyrin repeat and SOCS box-containing protein 4 family. The coding region runs from base 1 to 1620 and encodes 539 amino acids. Lineage: Eukaryota; Parabasalia; Trichomonadida; Trichomonadidae. The record is from RefSeq and is a predicted model, not a curated record. Gene Ontology annotation, molecular function: protein binding. The transcript has a single exon.